Acytostelium subglobosum LB1 is the source of this 3513-nucleotide messenger RNA. RefSeq lists its product as hypothetical. The transcript is spliced from 4 exons. Gene Ontology annotation, cellular component: endocytic vesicle; cytosol. The record is from RefSeq and is a predicted model, not a curated record. Gene Ontology annotation, molecular function: guanyl-nucleotide exchange factor activity; GTP binding; phosphatidylinositol binding. Lineage: Eukaryota; Evosea; Eumycetozoa; Acytosteliales; Acytosteliaceae. Bases 1 to 3513 code for a protein of 1170 amino acids. Gene Ontology annotation, biological process: vesicle-mediated transport.
AUGAAAAAAGUAUCAUCGAUCAAUAGUUUCUUUAAGAGAAUCAAUCAAUCUAGUUCGUCGUUGCCAGUGGGUGGCGUGUCGCCUGGCAGCGGAAACACUGCACCAUUGUCAAGCUCGACACAGGUCACUGGCGUGGAGUACGACCCCGAGGACAGCUUCUUCAGCACGACACCACUUAGCACGCCAUCCUCAUCGCACAGCUCACUGCCAACGGUAGGCGGAACAGUCGUCGAUCAACACAAUGUGGAUGGCGCGGCAUCCUCCUCGUCUGCCGCACAGCCACACCAAUCACAGCAGACGAUGGCCGUGUUUGCUGAGCAGAUCUUAGCCGCCACAAACAACCUGGCCAUCGAUAACUAUAUAUUCAGUCCGCGCACAUCGCCCGCUGGUUCGCUGCGCGACGACGACGCUCCCAAUGACUGCGCGGCGGACGAGGCAGAGCCACACGCACCACCCGAGGUGAUCAAAAGUGCUUUGAUCAUCUCGACAGAGACCGUGGCACCCAAUCACAAGCAACCGUACACGGCCUACAAGAUCCAGGUCGAGACCAAUCGCACAAUGUACAACGUGUUGCGUCGCUACUCUGAGUUUCUCGAGUUUGACCUGAAGCUGCACGCUGCCUACCCGCUGAGUCGUCUGCCAUUCCCGCCCAAGAAGACCUUUGGCAAGAUGAACAAUGAGUUUAUCGAGCAGCGCAAGGACCAUCUCCAGCAGUUCAUGACGGCACUCUUCACCCAUGCCACACUCGUUAAUCUCCCCAACGACCCCCUCGUCGUAGCCUUCUUUGCUCGCAGCUCAACAGACAUGCGUCAUGACACUGUAUCACCAAUGCGAAACAAUGGUCUCACAGCUGACGACCUUAUCGUCAAGUACAUUAUAUCAACACUGCCAUUCUGGUCGGACAACUUGGACUAUCGCUCAUUGUUGUCAUUGACAGAGACUUGCAACUAUUUGAUGAACACCGUGUCGCAUUAUAGUGAUCUUUGGCGACGUCACUACUGGCGACAGUAUAACGCACUGCACUUUGGUGUGUCGAGAGCGUGCUCUUGCUCAGCGGACCUUGGCGGCAACGUCGUGCCACCUCGUGAUCGUAGCAACAACAAUUCACGCCGCGACAAUAGUCUGUCGGGCUCACAAUCUGGUUCGCCCAGCCCAUUCAACCACAUCAACCAUGCGUUCAACUCGCUCAACAGCUCGUUCAACAACAUCAACAACCCAUUCACGAGUAUCAUCAAGCGCAACCAUCAGAAGCAGAGGUCAUUGGAUCACUCAUCGUCAUCACUCAACAACAGCGGCUCAGGCAUCCCCAACAACAACAACAACCACAACAUGUUGAACCAGUCAUCGAGCAGCCUCAAGACAUCGCCACACUUGGGCAACUCCCCAGCUAACAGUUCAUCAUCGCUCAACACCGACACUGUGGAGUACUCAAGACAACUGUUUCUUCAGAUGCUCUCGGUGCAUCAUUAUAUACGCACGUCAGCCGACUCCCAUCGCCUGUCCGACUGCGACUGCAUGGCGCCCAAGUUCAAGGGAACGAUCAUUGGCAUGCCCAACAUCACCUCUUCAUUCCUCCAAUCAUUCCACACCGAGUUCAAGGGUGCCAACAACCAGCAACCACACCAGAACAAGUUCCAAUCGCUCACAUCCUCAGCCGACCUUGACCAAAACCAACAACAACUACAGCAGCAACAACAAUCCAAUGGACUGCAGGUGUCUGGCGAGCGUCCACCUCUGAGUAUGAGUGCUUCGAGCGAUCCUAUCCACCUGUCCUCCUCCGUCUCGUCGACAUCAGAGAGUGUGGACAUUGACUCGGCCAGCAACUCAGUUCCACCAGCCAACUCAGCGCACACAACAUCAACCACCACGUUCAAAGUGUCGCACAUUGUGUACAAUGGCCGUCUGCUGUGCGUCAGCACACAGGACUCGACCAACCUGUCCAAGGAGGAGCGCAAGUACAAUCUGUCACUGUCACACUUUGUCGUGUUGGUCUUCUCGCUGAUUGAUGAGGCCUCGUUCGAAGCCAUUGGUGAAUGGUACGAGGAGGUCAAGCAGAUGUGUCCCGAGUCACCCAUCAUACUUGUCGGUCUGCAACGUGACCUGCGCGAGAAGGUGUCCGAGUCCAAGCCAACAGUCUCCUAUCAACAGGGCUUCCAACUGAGCCAGAGGAUACCCAACUGCGUCGGAUACUUUGAGUCACCCAGCGCUAGUGAUGGUGUCGGAGGAUGGCGUCUCUCUUUGCUCUCCGAGUUGGCAUCACAUCUCGUCAAUCACUUCCGUCAUGUGUUUGUCCAAAAUGGCCACAACAACAACCACAGCAGCAGCAACAAUAAGAAGAACAUACAGACUAUCAAAACUAGCUUCCUCUCAAAGAUAUUCCCCAAGUAUCCCGAGGAGGUGCUGUUCAAGACGCUGAACAACAAUGAUGGCGAUGUGGAGAAGUGUCUGGAGCUGCUUGCACAGGACUAUGGCAGCUUUCUCGAGUCCUCUGAGGACAGGUCUCGCAAGUCCAUGCAGAUCAGACGUCAGAGCAUUGACAAGAGCGUUGGAAGUGUCGUCAGCUCGUGGGUGUCACCGCCCACCAGCUGGAGCGAGAGUCCCAGCUCGCCACUGCGCCAGUCGGUCAAGAUCUCCGAGAGCCAGAUCAACUCUCUGGUAGAGAAGCUCAAGAAGAACUGCGACCAGUUUAGCAGAGGAUUCCUACGCAAGAAGAACCAGUCGCAGGAUCAGCAGGCCGAGAUUGUAUUGUCAUUCCUCAGGGAGAUGGGCACACAGUUGAAGUCCAGCCAAGUGUUCAGUCCACACGUACAGAACGGCGAAGCCGACGAGGACCUGACCAGUCUUCCACUGUCCGAGAUUGAGAACCAUCUCUACACCACAAUCUACAAGGCAGUGUUUGCCACUAGCGAGUCCCUGGAGAAGGAUGAGUUGCUGACCGAUCGCAUGAACAAACUUGUGUUUGUCGAGCCACAACACCUAGAGAUCAAUGAGAUGCACUGGAACAAAGACCUUUGGACCGCUGCCGAGAGGGAGCUGUUGAAUCUCAACGAACUGUCCUCGCCCUCACAGAAGUUGGAAUGUAUUCUUAACUGUUGUAAAAUAAUAUUGUUCCUGUUGUCCAACUCUGAGAGUCCUGGAGGUGCAGACGAUUUCCUUCCACACUUGAUCUAUGUUGUCAUCCAUUCCAAGGUGCCUAACCUCUUCUCCAACUUUGAGUUCACAUCCAAGUUCUGUAACACAGAGUUGUUGAAGAUGGAGCGAUAUUACUAUUUCACAACGUUUGGCAUUGCAGUCACAUUCAUAGAGAACAUUGAUGUCAAGCAUCUAAAGAUUGAUCCAGACGAGUUCAAUGCUUAUAUGAGUGGCAAGAAGAAGUACGUACGCAGGGAUACAUUGUCUAGCGAUGAUGCAGUUAGAGCCAAGAUCAUGCAAAGUAUUGGUGAUGGUCUGGAACAGAACACAUCGUCUUCCCCAGCGUCUACCGCCACAGCACCAUCAUCACCAAGCAGAUGA